AAUGGUUGGGGAGAAAUGCAUGACAGAAGCCUGUGGUUCUUUAGUGAAGAAUAGAUAACUUUCUGGAAGUGGUGUCAUCUGGUAGCAGCAAUUUCAGGCUGCCACAAGUAAGAGAAAGCUUUGCUCAGAGUCUGGUGUGUAUUCAAAAAUGUGCGGCAAUAGAGGUGGUGGUGUUCAAUAAAAGGCUAAUGGAUUUUAUAUAAGGACAGAAAUACAGUUAUAUAAUUAGUAUGAUAUUUAGAAGGUGAUUUUCUGAUGUUAAAAUAACAGAAUAUGACUAGUCAUAAACACUGAUGUAGGAACAAAUUAUUUAUUUCUCAGAGCUUAUGACUCUUACUCUAACCUUCGAAGUCUAAAAGCUGAAUUUCUGUUUUGGACUAUGUAUCAUUGAUUCAGAUGUUGGCUUUGUCACAUACAAGGUGCUUCCUAAUGUACAUACCCACUUGGGAUCAAUGACUCUUCUGUCCAUCAAACUGGGUAUGUCUUUGGUUUCUCUCUGGCCUUGCCACUGAACACAGUGUCCAGCGUCCAUUCACAGCCUGGUCAGUUACUGUAGUUACAAGAGAGCAGGAGCAGUGUGAGAGUAAAGUGAAAGUUUAUUUUAGGAAGCUGAUGCUCCUGCUUCCACAGAGAGGAAGUUAGUGUGCCAAAACCCUUUCCUAUUCCUGCUACUUUACUUGGAUUAUUAAGUGGCUGCCCCAUCUUUAGACAGACAGAAGGGGUAUGGUAGUGCUCUUUAGGUUUUAAGGCUGAGGGGAUGGGCCUUACAAAUGAGGCAGUCUUGUAUAAGUCACCUCUUCUCAAAGCACGGUGCAAAGGUGUAUGGUGGGACUUGCUGCAUGACAUGGUGUCUGCACCUGGUCAGACAAGUUUUGUCAGAUGGAGCAGGAUGUGCCCAUCAUCCAGGGCAAAGUCUGUUGUGGGAGGAAAUGUAGUAUUCAGUGACUCACUUCGUAAGGUUAGACACUUUGCUUUUCCCUCCGCAGAGUUAGUCCUUGCCCAUCCUCCGUCAUCAGGAAACAUGAUCCGUCUUCAGUCUGGUGCAGAGUGGGAAGUAGUGCCUCUUGUCAGCAGUGACCUCGCUGCCCGGGCUGCCUGCCAGCGGGGUCGCACGUACGCCUGAGCCCAGCGCGGAGCGGCGGCCGGCGGCGGGCUGUGCUUUGAGCGCUGAGCCGGCGCCUCCUGUGCCUGCGCACCCCCGAGGAGCCCGGCAGCUGCGCGUCCUCCCCGGCACGCCCGAGGUGCGUCCGCACUAUUGCCGCCGUCGGGCGACCCCGCCGUGCCGCUUCACACAGCGGGGCCGGGCACCGUGUCCCCUGCGAUGGCAGCCGGCUCGGGAGCGCGCACCGCUCUGCCAGGGAGCGGCUCCCGAUCCCGGGGGCACCGGCGCGAGAUCGCUGGUCCCCGCCUGCUGAAUGCGCAUGCGCGUGCCCGCCCCGCUCUCGCGAUACCCUCCUGCGCGGGGUUGACGGCGCGCGCCGGAAGGGCUGCGGCGCGCGCGCGCGCCGGCCGUGCCCGCGGGCGCUGGAGGGCGCGGGGGAUGUCGGCCACGUGCGCCGUGUCCCGGAAAGCGCCGCUACCAAGGCCGCGUCCCCAGGGCGAGAGGGAGCCGCGCGCCAAGGUGAUGCGCAGGGGGCUGCGGCGAGGCAGAGAGGAGGAGCGGGAGCAGCUGCCGUGGCCGGGAGAGAGCACGAGCGGCAUGGGCGCGGAGGCCGAGGCGGAGCGGGCGGCACCGCUGGGCGACGAGCGGUGGAGGCGGCAGCUUUUAGAGCCGAGGGCGCUGACGACGGCGUCGGCCAGGGCGGUGGAGGAGGAGGAACGUCUGGAGAGGGAGCAUUUUCGGAGGAUCAUCAACGCUUUCCGAUAUUACGGAACGAAUAUGCAUGAACGAGUGAACAGAACAGAGAGACAGUUUAAGUCUCUCCCAGCUAACCAGCAGAGUCUUCUUCCUCAAUUUCUCCCUCACCUUGACAAGAUUCGGAAGUGCAUUGAUCAUAAUCAAGAAAUACUACAAACCAUUGUGAAUGACUGUGUUCAUAUGUUUGAAAAUAAGGAAUAUGGAGAAGAUGGAAGUGGGAAGAUUACACCAGCUUCAACAUUUGACAUGGAUAAAUUAAAGUCCACAUUGAAACAAUUUGUGAGAGACUGGAGUGAAGAGGGAAAGUCUGAGAGGGAUUCCUGCUACCAGCCAAUUAUUAGUGAAAUUAUAAAGAACUUUCCUAAAGAAAGAUGGGAUUUCUCCAAAGUUAAUAUCCUGGUACCUGGUGCUGGGCUAGGUAGAUUGGCGUGGGAAAUAGCUAUGCUCGGUUAUGCUUGCCAAGGAAAUGAGUGGAGCCUCUUUAUGCUCUUUUCUUCUAACUUUGUACUCAACAGAUGCUCUCAAAUUAAUUCAUGUAAGCUUUAUCCCUGGAUUCAUCAGUUUAGCAAUAACAGAAGAUCUGCUGAUCAGAUACGACCAAUUUAUUUCCCAGAUGUUGAUCCUCACAGUCUUCCUUCUGGUUCAAACUUCUCUAUGACAGCAGGGGAUUUUCAGGAAAUUUAUUCUGAGUGCAAUACGUGGGACUGCGUAGCAACUUGCUUUUUCAUAGAUACUGCACAUAAUGUUAUUGAUUAUAUUGAUACUAUAUGGAAAAUUCUUAAGCCUGGAGGAAUAUGGAUAAAUCCAUUUCUGUUGUGUUUUUGUACUUCAGGUCCUCUCCUUUACCAUUUUGAAAACUUGGGAAAUGAACUCUCCAUAGAAUUAAGCUACGAGGAUAUAAAAAAUGUUAUCCUGCAAUAUGGAUUCCAUAUAGAGGUGGAGAAAGAAUCUGUACUGUCAACUUACACUGUGAAUGAACUCUCCAUGAUGAAAUACUACUAUGAAUGUGUGUUGUUUGUGGUGAGAAAACCAGAAUAGUAGUGGUUUGAAUAGGAUAAUGAGACAAUAAUAUUCGCUUGAAAGCUAGAAAUGAGAGUAAAAUCAUCUGGUGAUGUAUGGACACAACCUCAAAUCAGUGGUGCCUUCUUGUUCCUAAGAGGAUAUAGAUAGUGUCUAUUUUCUUAAUAUCUCUAUUGCUAUUCAGACAUAUACUAUACCAUGGAUAUUUGUAAUACACUUGUGAAAGAUUAAAUGUUCGUAUGCACUGUCUUUGUGCUUAGGAAUGCAUUAAAUAUAAAAGCAAAAGUGUUUUCUUGAGAACAAAAUUUAAUGUUCGCCAUAACUAGGCUAAUUCUCUGCUAAUGCUGCCUCAUUUUUCAUAGAUUUAUAGUGGUUUUUUUUCCUACUUGAUGAUGUUAGGGGAAUGCAUGGAAGUGCUUACUGUACUAGCUGUAUCACUUUUAGAGAAGUAUUUGUAAAUGUAUACUUAAAUUAUGAAGUCUGAAAUGGUUGGAAAGUGGUAAAAUUAUUCUUGAACAGGUAAAUUAGUCAUCAGAACUGUUAGAGCAUUUCCUGUGCAACUGAAGUAAAAUAGGAUAUUAUACAAAUUCUGGUCUUUGGCUGUACUACUGUUAAAGGUUUAAUCAAAAACCAGAACCAUAGGAAAUUAGAAAUGCUACAUUGAAAGCAGAAUACAGAGUGAAGAAAAAGCAGACUAUCAGAGAGAAGCAGACUGUCACAGAGCAGCAGUAUGUUACACUCCGUUGAGGAAAGCACCGGUCCUGAUUGAUCUUAGUGUUGGAACUGAAAUGUGUUAAAUGCUUUGCCUUCUUGAAAUAACACUGAUUUUGCAUCAUCUUCUUAGUGUUUAAGCCAGAACUUUUAAACUUGAUAAACAUAGCUGAGUUAUCCAUGCCACAUGUAGGUAGUACAACAUAAAAAAACCUGUCAGAGCAGUGAAGUUACAUGUAAAUAUGUGCUAUAACCUAAUUACUUCCAUCUGAGCCAGGAUAUGCAGGCCAAAUAGUAGAUAAUUUCCUUGUAACUUCACUUUACCCUUGUGGCUUCUUGGUUCCCCCUAUUAAUGUGGCUUUUUUCCCUAACAGAUGUGGCUUAGGUGAAUAUUUAAUCUACAAGUCAUGGUACUAUACAAGAGGCUGUCAUGUCACAUACAAUCUCAUGUCAUUUUGAAGUUAUGUAAGAAAUUAUAAAAACCUUAAUUAACAGUCACUACUCUGAGAUGAGGUGUCAUGUUAGGCAUUCUGUUUGUGUAAUAUAUUGAUUACCUUAAGUGCCAUUUGGAUGCAUUUUCAAAAAUAUGUUUAAAAUAAAAAACCAUUAUGAUGAGGGCUGAAUUUUUUCUUUCUUCUUUGGCUAAAAGGACACUGGUCAGUUUGUUGUUUGUUUCUGAUUAUUUUUUGUCCUGUCUUUCAUGGUGGUGUCCUAAUCACAUCUCUUUAAUAGGAUCUGUUCCUGGUUUUUCAGUUUUUCCAGUCAAGGCCAGAAAUUUGUGCCUUUAUUUCUAAAUUGAAAAUCUGCAAGGAAGGAAAACAAAGUUUUAAAAAAAAUAUUUUUAACACUGCGUAAGAGAGCGCAUGCUUGUAUAUGUUUCGGUAUUGUGUUCCUUUCAGCUCAGAAUCCUGAUUGAGAACAGAGGCUUUUUCUCUACAGAACAGAAGUUUUUACGUUUGGCUUAAGCUACUCUUCUUUGAACCCUCUUAUUUCUAAAAGUGCAUGAACUGUCAAAGUUCUACCCUGUUCCAAGGGAGAUGUGUUUAAAGAUUAAAUGCUGCUAUUCAACAAAUAAUUUAAAAAUACAAGUCUUUGUGUGGCUAAAAGUAAAAAACCACAUGCUUUCAUUUCCACAUUGUACCACUUAAUUUUUGAGAAAAUUUGUCUUUUUUGAUUCUUUGCUUUCAUUACACUUUUCUUCUCUUAGGUAGAAUAUGAUUAGUAAUUUAGUUGAUUUUCAAGCUUCUUGAAAUAGGACAGAGGUUAGCUGAAUGUCAGUUAAGCAGAUUCUGACUAGCAUAUCUGUCUGUAAUACUACCAAGUUACUGCCCCUUACACAGUCUGUAACAUGAAAUGUGCUGUUCUGUUUUUUUUUUAAAAAAAAAAAGCAGUGGAACUCUUUAUUUAUGUUUGAGUGUCAGUAUCCUGUGUGCUGGUGGUUUUUUUCAUUACCACUCCAUGUUGUCACAGGUGCCAUUUUUGUAUGUUCUCUGAAAAUAUUUUUACAUAUGGUAUAAUACAAUGAUGUGCUUUUUAUUUCUGACAUAGAAAAUGCUGGGUUUUUUCUUUUUCCAGAGCAUUCUGCUUUUAAAUUGCAACAAUCACAUAAAGAGUUGGAAGCAAAAUAAUCUUGUGAAUGAGCUGUUAGUGUUUUAUCUUCAGUCCCAUUUAUGAGUUCUUAGAAUUUGCAACUUGUACUGUAAUGCACAGGGGUAAUUGUGUAUUACAGACUUUGAUCAUUGUUUUAUUUAGUUUUAUUCAGGGGGAAAUGCUCAAGGUGUUCAUCAGUGUCACUAUUAAACUAUACAUGGUAACAAACGUAAAAUAAAAUGCUGCAUAAUCUUCAGUGUAAAAUUUCUUUGUAUGGAGUUUGAUAAAUGUAAAACGUCCUGUAUUUUUUUUAAUGUGUUAUAUUCUAAAACUGGUUGCCAGGAUGGUAAGAACGGGAAGUUUCAUGUCUCUGUGUGCACUUCCCACAAUUUUCAGCGUGUGUAGUGGACUGGAGUUUUUGGAUAUUAAAGCUUUCUGUAAGGUUUGA
This is a messenger RNA of Onychostruthus taczanowskii (white-rumped snowfinch), 5627 nucleotides long. It is a transcript of the gene CARNMT1, whose product is annotated as carnosine N-methyltransferase 1. Lineage: Eukaryota; Metazoa; Chordata; Aves; Passeriformes; Passeridae. The record is from RefSeq and is a predicted model, not a curated record. The coding region runs from base 1322 to 2896 and encodes 524 amino acids. Gene Ontology annotation, molecular function: S-adenosylmethionine-dependent methyltransferase activity. The transcript has 8 exons.